GACACGGAAAGGCUUGAGAUCACUUCCGGGGGUCACUCAACAGAAUAUGGCGGCUGGAAAGUGCUCUGAGGAUCAGUGGGUUGAGAUACAAAAAGCUUCCUCGGAAAAGAGACGUGAACUCGUGUUACAGGGUCCCAAUAUCGACAAGAAAAUAGUUUCUGGGGGUCUAGAUGUCAAUAUCUACUCCUUGUCGCUUUUGAACUACCUGGAAAUCAGUCAAUGUCCGAAUUUGACUGAGAUCCACCCGGAAAUUGCGAAUCUGAUCAAUCUUCAGAGCUUAAUUUUGUGCAGAAAUAAGUUGUGCUCUGUCCCUGAAGCGAUUGGAAGUUUGAAGUCGCUGAAAGUUUUAGAUGUUUCAGGCAAUGAAUUGACAUGUUUGCCCUUCGAAUUGUCGCAUCUUUCUGAGCUGAACACCCUCAACGUGAGCUGCAAUAAGAUAAGAAGCCUACCUGAUGGUUUGAGCAAGUGUGUGAAACUGGCGUCCAUAAAUGUUUCUAAAAAUGAGAUUAGUAACCUUCCCGAAGAUUUAUUCUCCUCUGAUCUGGAACACCUAAGCACAAUUAUUGCCUCGGAGAAUGCGAUUGAAGAACUGAGUGGGAAUAUAUACGGCUUAUCUGCCCUCAAGAAUUUGGACCUUUCCAACAACAAGAUUACUGAAAUCCCAUUCGAUUUGGCAGAUUGUUCUAAGCUAAAGGAAGUAAACUUUCGGGGAAACAAACUAAAAGAUAAGCGCCUGGAGAAGAUGGUGAACGGCUGUCAGACUAAAUCUAUUUUGGACUACCUGCGGGCGGGUGGCAGGGGAAAAGGUAGAGGGAAACAGCAAGAGGGCACUGCGAAGGAUGAAAAUACAAAAGACAAAAGAAGAAAGAAGAGAUCGGAUAAGCACCAAAAGAAUAAGGAAGAGGACGAAGAACUGGACGACUUAAACCAAAUGGUGGUGAAAGUUCUACAAGUGCACGAUAGUGAGGAAGCAUUUACCAUUAAAGUGGCACCACAGGUUAAAGAUGUUCGUCCAUACAUUGUCUGCUGCAUUGUUAAGGGUAUGAACCUGAAGCAAGGGAAUGCUCUUAAAAGGUUUCUAACGGCACAGAUCAAGCUCCAUGAUGAGAUAUGUGAGAGAAGAACAUCCGCCACCAUUGCUACUCACGACCUGCAUCGUCUUAGGGGUCCCCUUCUGUAUGACGCCAGGUCUCCAAAAACACUUAAGCUCGUGCCCCUGAGCCGCAAGGAGAUGAACGCCGCAGAGUUGCUGAGGCAGCUGCAGUUCGAGGCUGAGGAGCAGAGGAAGCAUAAGAAGCGGCAGAACGUCUCAGGCCUCCACAAGUAUCUGCAGCUCCUUGAUGGCAAGGAAAACUACCCCUGUUUGGUUGAUGCGGAGGACAAUGUAAUAUCCUUCCCACCAAUAACCAACACGGAGAAGACUAAGAUGAGGAAGAGCACGAGAGAGCUGUUGUUAGAAGUGACCAGCGCUAUCAAUCUGCAGACCUGCAAGGAUGUUAUGGACGCUCUGAUUGUGAAAAUGGCGGAGCUAAACAAGGCUACACUUGAACUAAAAGAAGAAAUUGUACCUGAUGAUGGGGAGCCGGAUUUGGCGGACGGGGAGCAGCCCUUGGGGACAGCCCCGGAAGGCAUGACCGACUGCGUGUCAUCUGAGCUGGUGGUGCAGCAGGUUCGCGUUGUGGAUUUGGAGGGAAACCUCAAGGUCAUCUAUCCCUCCAAAAUAGACCUCAAUGUCACUGUUAGCAACCUGACCGUCAUUCGCUAGUAGAAAAGACCUUCUGGAAACGUUUUUUUUUUUCUUUCAAAUAUGUAUCCUCGUUUGUUCGAUUGUCUCAAAAAUUGAAAAUUUGAUAAUGUAUUUAAUUGGAAUAAAAAAAAAACGAAUGAGUUAAAAGGUA
Molecule: messenger RNA, 1898 nt
Organism: Brienomyrus brachyistius
Lineage: Eukaryota; Metazoa; Chordata; Actinopteri; Osteoglossiformes; Mormyridae
Gene: lrrc47
Product: leucine rich repeat containing 47
Exons: 7
Coding region: 47-1765 (572 amino acids)
Biological process (GO): phenylalanyl-tRNA aminoacylation
Molecular function (GO): phenylalanine-tRNA ligase activity; protein binding; RNA binding
Source: RefSeq, a predicted model, not a curated record